Messenger RNA from Penicillium digitatum Pd1, 1188 nucleotides. Its product is annotated as putative C6 transcription factor. Gene Ontology annotation, biological process: regulation of DNA-templated transcription; DNA-templated transcription. Lineage: Eukaryota; Fungi; Ascomycota; Eurotiomycetes; Eurotiales; Aspergillaceae. Gene Ontology annotation, molecular function: DNA binding; DNA-binding transcription factor activity, RNA polymerase II-specific; zinc ion binding. The record is from RefSeq and is a predicted model, not a curated record.
AUGCCUAGAUACCCGCAACCAUCUCCCUUCGAGUUCAAUCCCGAAACUGUUCACCCCCACGAUAGCCGUGAUAUCCGUGAUUAUCCUUCAUUCAACGGCGACCGCGUGAAUGCGAAGGUGGCUAUCCCCCGGAAUGCACAAUCUAGUGGUUGGGCUAGCAGUGGUCGAGUCAGUCGAGCCUGUGAAAAUUGCCGUGAACAAAAGGCCAAAUGUAGUGGCCAUCGCCCAGCCUGUCAUCGGUGUCUGGAUGCCAGCGUCCUGUGCUCGUAUGGCGAUCGGAAAAGGGAGAAGAUGGUGAAGCGGCUGAAUGAUCUCACCACCCAGGUUGAAACAUUUGACGCUUUGUUUCGCGGCCUUUAUCCCAAGCUCGAUGCCUCUUUGGCCCAACAGGUCGAUCAAACGCUGAGGGAGCUCAAUGCACGUACUCCGCUCACCAAAGGCAUUCCCCCAACUCCUAUCCCUGCUUUAUUCACCAACCCCCCAGACCACAUCAACCCAUCAGUAAUCUCGUCCAGUGCAGAUGCUAGUCCUAUAUCUACUCCCUCGGGGGUGGUAGACUACACCGAAGAGGAUUUUGAUCGUGAUGAGAAAGUACAGGCGACAGGAUUUGUGGGUGAACAUUCGGAGAUGGCAUGGUUGUACAGACUCAAACGCGACCUUGAUUAUCACAGUUCGAAUGGAAUCAAAGAGACCCACGAACGCCCUUCAAUCUCCUCUGUGAACUACUUCCAAGAUGACUCGGAAAUCUUGUUUCUGGAAGACAUCGACCUCGCACGCCGGCCUCCACAGCAAAUUGCUAACAGGCUCGUUGACACCUACUUUCACGUCGUUCACCCUACUUUUCCGAUUAUUGGAAAGGCAAUAUUUCUGAACCAGUACCGAUCCUUCUAUGCGAAUCCGAACGUGCGACCUGGGAAACGAUGGAUUAUAGUGCUAAACCUAGUGUUUGCCAUUGCGGCCAGACAUUCCUUCCUCGUCGAUCAGCCCCAACCAAACUGCGACGACCAUCAGACUUAUUUUGCACGGGCGUGGAAACUGGAUGUAGGUAGUGUGUUGUUACAUCAUCCCGACUUACAGCAGGCACAGGUGGAGGGCUUGGCUGCUUUUUACCUCCUGUCGGUUGGCCAAGUGAACAGGUUGGUCAUUUCACUUUCCAUCCUUGUCUAUUACUGCGCGAUUCAUACCUAA